Messenger RNA from Antrostomus carolinensis (chuck-will's-widow), 510 nucleotides. Its product is annotated as F-actin-monooxygenase MICAL1. The transcript has 3 exons. The annotation marks the transcript as partial. Gene Ontology annotation, molecular function: FAD binding. The record is from RefSeq and is a predicted model, not a curated record. Lineage: Eukaryota; Metazoa; Chordata; Aves; Caprimulgiformes; Caprimulgidae.
AUGAACGUGCUGGCCGAUGAGCCGGGUAACCCAGCUCAUGCCAUCUUUGAGAGGUUCCUGCGUGCCGGGGAGUGCCGGGAGGUGCUGGGCUGCUUCAGGGAGCUGUGCCAGUGCCUAGGGCUGCUGUGCCAGUGCCUGGGGCUGCAGGGCAGCGGGCUGCAGCUCUACCACAGCCUCAAGGCUGCCCUCAACUACUGGAGUGCCAAGGCCCUGUGGAGCAAGCUGGAUAAAAAAGCUGGGCACAAGGACUAUGACCAAGGCACAGCCUGUGCUGCCACCAAGUGCCUGGUGGUGGGGGCCGGUCCCUGUGGGCUGCGGGUGGCCAUCGAGCUGGCACUGCUGGGUGCUCGCGUGGUGCUGGUGGAGAAGCGGGACUCCUUCUCCCGCAACAACGUCCUGCACCUCUGGCCCUUCACCAUCCACGACCUGCGGGCGCUGGGUGCCAAGAAGUUCUAUGGGCGUUUCUGCACCGGCACACUGGACCACAUCAGUAUCCGGCAGCUCCAGCUC